Molecule: messenger RNA, 762 nt
Organism: Diatraea saccharalis (sugarcane borer)
Lineage: Eukaryota; Metazoa; Arthropoda; Insecta; Lepidoptera; Crambidae
Source: the annotation of a GenBank genome assembly
AUGGUGAUAUAUUUCCAACAACCAUCAGACAACAAUCAGACAACAAGCAGUUCAAAGAUCAACAUGACCGCAUUCAGCUUCCUGCUGACUUUAUCCACUGCAGUGACCGUAUCCCUCGGUCAUGUAGCCGUUACGAAGACACCGAAUGAACUUCACCCGGUCCACGAACUAUACGUAAAGCCAUCUGCUGACGGUACCACCGGCGACCUCUACGUGGCGGCAACGGAAGAAAGCGGAUCCAAAUCGCAAUGGUUGACCGACCAACCAGUACACUUCUUGUCGGCUCAGCCCCAACCAGCUCUGCCUAAGAGUUACGCUGAAGAAAGUUUGAACACGAAACGUGCGGUUGUUAAUCCUUACAUGCAGUAUGCAUACGCGAUGUCUGGAGCAGGAAAACCUGAUACAGGUGCGUUGGCAACCUAUCCGUACGCACUCCCAACAUCUAGCCCAAGUCCGGCAGCUGAAACUAAAACUGAAGCAGCCACUACUGCCGCAACAGCCGUGCCCCAAUACAAUCCCUACCAAUUUUUCUAUCCCCAAAUAAUGGCAGCCUACACCAACAUGAUGAACGUUCUCAAGGAGACCGGCAUGAGUGAAGAGUCGGCGACUGCCGUUCUAAGUCAGAGCUCCUCGAUGUGGCCCCAAUCAUAUGCGUACCCGGUUCAGUAUGUAAUGGUGGAUCCUAGUAUGUGGGCACAAGCUCAAGCAUCAGCUUCAGCCACUUCUACCCCGUCUGCACCAGUUGCAGCCGAUGAAGAAUAA